Messenger RNA from Microtus oregoni (creeping vole), 6497 nucleotides. RefSeq names its product ER degradation enhancing alpha-mannosidase like protein 3 (gene Edem3). Gene Ontology annotation, molecular function: mannosyl-oligosaccharide 1,2-alpha-mannosidase activity; calcium ion binding. Lineage: Eukaryota; Metazoa; Chordata; Mammalia; Rodentia; Cricetidae. Gene Ontology annotation, biological process: endoplasmic reticulum mannose trimming; carbohydrate metabolic process; mannose trimming involved in glycoprotein ERAD pathway. Bases 204 to 3050 code for a protein of 948 amino acids. The record is from RefSeq and is a predicted model, not a curated record. Gene Ontology annotation, cellular component: endoplasmic reticulum; membrane. The transcript has 21 exons.
GGGCCGUGGAGGGCGGAGGGUGGUGGCAGCGCUGGCGCUGGGGACCGGCUCGGUGGCUUCGGCAAACAGUUUGGCGCCGGCGGCCGCCUGCCUCACUCCGCAGCCCGCCCUCGACACGGCUCGCAGACUCCUCGCCGCCGGCAGCCCGCGAUGUGGCCCACCGUGCGGGUGUAGCAGCUGCGCGUGCGCGGAACCGCGGGGCCAUGAGCGAAGCCGGCGGCGGUCGGGGCUGUGGGUGCCGGGUCCCCCAGCGAGCGCCAUGGAGCCUGGUGGCAGCGACGGCCUCUCUCUGCCUGGUGUUGGCCACGUCCGUGUGCACGGCGCGGGCCGCGCCCAUGAGUAGGGAAGAGAAGCAGAAGCUUGGAAAUCAAGUCCUGGAAAUGUUUGAUCACGCUUAUGGCAACUAUAUGGAACAUGCUUAUCCAGCCGAUGAACUCAUGCCUUUAACCUGUAGAGGCCGCGUCCGAGGCCAGGAGCCGAGCCGGGGUGAUGUAGAUGAUGCCUUGGGAAAGUUUUCCCUAACACUGAUCGAUUCUUUGGAUACUCUGGUGGUUUUAAACAAAACGAAGGAAUUUGAAGACGCAGUGAGGAAAGUUUUAAGAGAUGUUAAUUUAGAUAAUGAUGUAGUUGUGUCAGUCUUUGAAACAAACAUCAGAGUCCUUGGGGGUCUUUUAGGUGGACAUUCCCUGGCGAUCAUGCUGAAAGAAAAAGGUGAAUACAUGCAGUGGUACAAUGAUGAACUUCUCCAAAUGGCAAAGCAGCUGGGCUACAGACUCUUACCAGCUUUCAAUACUACCAGUGGCCUUCCUUAUCCGCGAAUUAAUUUAAAGUUUGGCAUCAGAAAGCCAGAAGCCCGGACGGGAACUGAGACAGACACCUGUACAGCCUGUGCGGGGACCUUGAUUCUUGAGUUUGCUGCAUUGAGUCGGUUCACAGGAGCAACAAUAUUUGAGGAAUAUGCAAGGAAAGCUCUUGAUUUUCUGUGGGAAAAAAGACAACGAAGUAGCAAUUUAGUAGGCGUGACUAUCAAUAUUCACACUGGAGACUGGGUUCGCAAAGACAGUGGAGUUGGAGCAGGGAUUGAUUCAUAUUAUGAGUAUCUGUUGAAAGCCUAUGUCUUGCUUGGAGAUGACAGUUUUCUGGAAAGAUUUAAUACACACUAUGAUGCCAUAAUGAGGUAUAUUAGCCAGCCGCCUCUCCUACUUGAUGUGCACAUUCAUAAGCCAAUGCUGAAUGCUCGGACCUGGAUGGAUUCUCUGCUUGCCUUUUUUCCAGGUUUGCAGGUCUUAAAGGGUGAUAUUAGACCUGCUAUUGAAACUCAUGAAAUGUUAUACCAGGUGAUUAAAAAACACAAUUUUUUACCAGAGGCAUUUACUACAGAUUUCAGGGUCCAUUGGGCUCAGCAUCCUUUAAGGCCAGAGUUUGCAGAAAGUACCUACUUCUUAUAUAAAGCUACAGGAGACCCGUACUACCUUGAAGUAGGAAAAACACUUAUUGAGAAUUUGAAUAAAUAUGCUCGAGUGCCUUGUGGAUUUGCUGCCAUGAAGGAUGUUCGCACUGGGAGUCAUGAGGACAGAAUGGAUUCGUUUUUCUUGGCCGAGAUGUUUAAGUAUCUCUAUCUGUUAUUUGCUGAUAAGGAAGACAUUAUCUUUGACAUAGAGGAUUACAUCUUUACAACAGAAGCUCAUCUGUUACCCCUUUGGCUCUCAACCACAAAUCGCAGCAUCUCUAAGAAGAACACAACCUCAGAAUACACAGAACUGGAUGAUAGUAAUUUUGAUUGGACUUGUCCAAACACUCAGAUUCUUUUUCCUAAUGAUCCAUUGUAUGCUCAGAGCAUCCGUGAACCCUUGAAAAAUGUGGUGGAUAAGAGCUGUCCAAGAGGCAUCAUCAGAGUAGAGGAGAGUUUCAGAAGUGGAGCUAAACCUCCUCUGAGAGCCAGAGAUUUUAUGGCCACUAACCCUGAGCAUUUAGAAAUCCUGAAGAAGAUGGGGGUGAGUUUGAUUCACCUCAAAGAUGGGCGAGUCCAGCUGGUCCAACAUGCAAUCCAAGCUGCUAGUGCAAUUGAUGCUGAAGAUGGGCUGCGGUUCAUGCAGGAGAUGAUUGAACUGUCAAGUCAGCAGCAGAAAGAGCAGCAGCUACCUCCACGAGCUGUACAAAUUAUUUCCCACCCAUUUUUUGGCAGGGUAGUCUUAACUGCUGGACCAGCUCAGUUUGGGCUGGAUCUAUCUAAACAUAAAGAGACAAGAGGAUUUGUUGCAAGCAGUAAACCAUAUAAUGGUUGUUCAGAGCUCACUAACCCAGAGGCAGUGAUGGGGAAAAUUGCCCUGAUACAAAGAGGACAGUGCAUGUUUGCAGAAAAGGCCCGCAACAUCCAGAAUGCUGGAGCCAUUGGCGGCAUCGUUAUUGAUGACAACGAGGGGAGCAGCAGUGACACUGCCCCUCUGUUCCAGAUGGCAGGUGACGGGAAGGACACGGACGACAUCAAGAUCCCCAUGCUCUUCCUGUUCAGCAAAGAAGGAAGCAUUAUCCUGGAUGCCAUCCGGGAGCACGAGGAGGUGGAGGUCCUCCUUUCUGACAAAGCAAGAGACCGAGCAGCAAUAUUAAAAGGUAAAAUGAUUCCAAGCUACAUUAUUAACAGUAACCCUGAAAUGGAAAGUGAAGACCAGCCAUCUUCUGAAAACGAUUCUCAGAGUCAGAGCGCGGAACAGACACUGUCCCUUUCUCAAACAGUUGACUUGGUUGAUCAGGAGACCCCUGAAAACCCUCUAGAUUCUCACUCAGAGCCAUUGUCUCCAGCAGACACUGAAGAAACUGCUGGCUUAGCCCCUUCUGAACAGAUACCUAGUUCCACAGAAAGCCUUGAGACUACAAGUCUUGAUGGUGAAUGUACAGAUUUAGAUAACCAGCCUAAAGAACAAUCAGAAACUGAGGAAGAUUCCAAUCCUAAUGUUAGCUGGGGUAAAAAGGUCCAACCUAUAGACUCCAUAUUAGCAGACUGGAAUGAAGACAUAGAAGCAUUUGAAAUGAUGGAGAAGGAUGAACUCUGACUCUGUAAAGAUUCUGCUGGUAGAUAUUGAAGAAGUAAAUUGUGGUUUUCUACAUCCUAUCCAAGCAGGCGCUCCUGGGAGGCUCUGAGCAGUGCUCAGGCACGUUUUGACUGGGUAAGUAGUUCCCGUAGCAACCUGGAGCAUGCUGUGUUAGAGCUGACCUCACCGAAACUGUCCUAUCCAAAGAGGAAACUCACAACCCCUCAAAUGACGCUGCUGCGUACCCUCAGCUCCCAGGCCAGGGAAAGAUGACUGGCCACUCCUGGGUAGACGAGACAAAUUCAGCUGAUAGGAAGUGGGAACAGCAGUCAGUGCAGCUUCCUAACCGGGAGCUUCACUGCCAUGGGUUUGGGGUGGGAAGCCCUUCUGAGAAGAUUUGAUUGAGUGUUGUGGUGUUCUGGCCUUGCUGCCGUCACAGGAACACUUUCAGUGACCCACGGCCUUUGAAGCAGAUGCAUUCAGGGUAACAGCUGUUUCUGCUCAUUGCUUUCACCUGCUUCAUUCAGUGACAGUUGGUCAAGAUGACUUGAUUUCUUUCUUCUUUUCUCCCAACAAUGUCCUCGCAUUUAAGCCAAAGGUGAAGCUAGUGUGCUUUUUCCAGUGAGUUUUCCUAAGACCUACUGUGGGGCCAGGAAGAGGGGCAUAGAGAUACAGUGAAAACUGGUUGCUUGAUCCUUGGGGUAAGCAGAGAUAAAGAGAAACUAUAAUGUUGCAAUAUCAACUUCCCAUUGGGCCGUAGGGAAGCUAUGGCGACUCUGAAUGGGAAGCAGCAUUAGCUCCUUGGGGGUAGAUUAUAUGUCUUUUCCAGUUCAUUUCUCUUAAGGUGGUUACUCUAGCCAUCAGCCUUACUCCAUCCCAUGUGUAGUAUCCAGUGUGAGCCAGAAGGCUCAUCCCAAGCCCUGGUCCAUUUUCCUAUCUUAUGGGGAGCCCUGAUAAGCCAUGGUAGUGGUCUGUAGUCUCGGGGUGACCACCAUCUUUCUCCUUUGAAGCUGAUUUCUGGCAUCACACCUAAGGAGUCUGUCACAUUUUCUGUUGAAUCAUGGAUUUAGGUUUGUUUAAUUUUGUUUUCGCAAAUACUCCUUCUGAUGUGGAUUUGAAAAUUAGCCUCUGGUGACCUGUGUAAAAAACCUAAAUAGCCAUAUAAGUAAAAGAAAGAGAUUUUUUUUCUUUUCUUUUUUUUUUUUUUUGUGGCAGUUUGGGCUGGCCACAUUUAAUUCUUUUCAGUUUUGCUUAUUGAUAGUUCUACAUUGAAAUCAUGGUUUUAUUCAUUUUAUUUAUUUUAAGCUUACUUUAAUACUUCUAAAAGAAUAUUUGAGAGACUUAAUUCCUUUUUACCAUGGCAUUACACAAUAACCUUUUUCUAAACCAUGGUUUUGAGGUACUGAAUAACUUAGACUAUAUAUGGAGCUGUUGAAGACAGCAGAGCUGUAUUGUAGUUAUGUAUAUUCAUGUACAGUUGUCUUAGGUCCCAGGGAAACAUGCCCUUUUAGAAGGGGAUAAAUACCUGCUUUCAAAAAUUCCAGCUCAACCUAAUUGGGUCAGUGAGUAAGAAAUCUUAAAGAAUUCUCUGGGUCAUGGGGUAGUAUAACAAGUUCUUUAUUGGCUCUUAGUUAAACCUGACACCAAAAUGGGUAUUUUUAGUCUCUCUGCAUGUGAAGUUUGGUGCAAGAAGAUAGAACCAUAAUACAUAGCAUAUACAGAAGGGUAGAUGUGCUUUGUUUAUCAAGAAGAUAGAACCAUAAUACAUAGCGUAUACAGAAGGGUAGAUGUGCUUUGUUUAUCUUAAUUGCAAAGCUGCCAAAAUAGCUGAAGCUUAACUACUUGAUUUAUGGGACUGGGGCUUGGAGAAAAGGAACAGAUGUUCCUCUGAUACUUUGAUUACAGAAGCCUUAUAUGUUUUGAUUUUGUAUUUGUAGUUCAAAGCCAUUGUUGUUUAAAUCUAACUCUUUUAAGUUAUCAAAGCAGCGUAAUUUUUUUUCCCUCAAGAACUUAAUGGCAUGAAGAAUCCAUACUAGAAAAGGCCAGCUUACUGCCCCUUGCUGUUUUUUGGCCACUAGGAGGCGCUGUUGCCCUUCAUUAAGGUUUAGAUGAGCCUAUUUGUUUUGAAAGUCAAAUCCUUUAAAGGAAUGCAUUUAAGACGUUUUGCUUACUGUCUAGAAGGAAUAAUACUCAGUUUGUCCCUACCUAAGAAAGGAGAUAUAUGUUCAGCUUCAGAACACAGCAUUCUAACUGAUUCCCCAUUCACUUUCUCAUUUGACAUACUGCCAUAAAGUAAUCUUUGAGUUCAUUAGAAAAUUUUAACAGCAUAGAUUCCUUGUUUAAUUUUUUUGUUGUUGUUUGUUAAAAACUAUUCAUAGAUAUUUUAUUUACUUGCUGAAGAUUCAGGGACUUCUGACCCUGAGUUUAGAAACAUCUGGUCUACCUCAGUUAAAUGUUGACUGCUUAGAACUAGAGCUGAAAUGAUCACCACAGCCAUAAACUUGUUUGACUAAGAAAGAUUUAUAUAAUGUUUACAAAUCUGGAAUCAAGUGCGGAUCUUACCUGAAAGUUGAAAGUUACCUGUUAGAGCAAGUAUUUAAUUCAGGUAUUUUCAAGUUUUAAAACUUGUUUACCUAGUAAAAAUAGGUAUAGUUUUUUUUUUACCCUUACAUAAAAAGUCCAUGGAAAUUAUAUUCCCUAAUUUACAAUGCUUUCCCUCUAAAACUUAAGUGUGAAAGAACUGUAGUUUACUAGAUAUGUUUGGGGUGGGAUAUUUUGUUAAGUUUUCUUUUUUUUUUUUCUUUUAACCUAUCUAAUAACCUUCCAAAAAGAGUAUAAUUGUUUCAGAACAAAUUAUUUUGUAAUUUUACUUUUCCUUUUUCUUUACAGUGCUAGAUAUUUUAAAAUGAAAAAUUAUGUGCUCUCUGACUUUAAUUUCACUAAUGUAAUAAUUUUCUCGGAAUUCUUUUAGUUUUAAAUUACCAUCACAUAAACCUUUCUUAUAGCAAAGCCAGCAUUUGUUCUCUCACCAGACCCCAUGCCAGAUUCAUCAUAAAGAAAGCUCAGCCUAAGUAAUUGAAAUAGUGCUUAUAAUUUUAGAGGGGUGGGUAGCAUUUAGUAAAUAUUCCAACUGGUCGUUUUAUGCACAAGGCUACAGUCAGAACAUAGAAAAAAACAUUCUGUGAAUGAAACAUUGUAUGUUCAUAUUUUAUAAAAGACAUUUUUAAAAGCCCAAUUUACAGCCGUAUAUUUUCUUAUGAUGUAAUUUAUGAAAAAGCUGUCUGUACUAACAGGUGCUGUAACACUACUGUUGUUGGGUUUUAUUGUUUGGUGAUAAAUGUAUACAAUAUUUCUAAUGGAAACUAUGUACUGUGAUAUAAAAGUCUGGGCAAAUGUAUAUAAUCCUUGUACAUAAUUGUGUAUUUGAUUAUAUUACUGAUUGUAAAUUUAAUAAAACAUGUAAAUAUG